GGGUAAUCCCGAGAACUGUGAGGUCCAGCCCUUGGGGAAAAAAAAAGAACUACAGAUGGAUUUUUUCCCCCAGAGCAACAACAUACGGACUAAGAGCACAGAGAAGAUUCAGGCAAGCCUCCAUCCAGCAACAUGGCAACAUAUGUUGUGUGUCUUCUGCUAGUCCUUACCCUGGUACGCUCAUCUCUUGCACAGCCAAAGCUCCUACUGUUUUUGCUUGAUGGGUUUCGACAUGAUUAUCUCUCCGAGGAAGCACUAGAGUCUUUGCCUGGCUUCAGAGAGAUUGUCAGCAGGGGAGUGAAAGUGGAUUACCUAACCCCCGACUUCCCCAGUCUUUCUUAUCCAAACUAUUACACCCUGAUGACUGGUUGCCACUGUGAAAUCCAUCAAAUGACUGGAAACUACAUGUGGGAUCCAGUGACAAAUCUGUCUUUUGACAUUGGUAUGAACCCAGACAGCCUUCGGCCUCUUUGGUGGAAUGGAUCCGAGCCCUUGUGGGUCACUAUGACAAAAGCCAAGAAGAAGGUCUCUAUGUACUAUUGGCCCGGCUGUGAAAUUGAAAUCCUUGGAAUUCGACCUAACUAUUGUAUACCGUAUGAAAAUGUUCCAACGGAUGCCAAUUUCUCCAAUGCUGUAAAUAAUGCCAUUGAGUCUUUAAGCAAUGGUGCAGCUGAUAUGGCAGCCAUAUACUAUGAACGGAUUGAUGUAGAAGGUCAUCGUUUUGGCCCUUCAUCUUAUCAGAGGAAGAAUGCUGUAAAAGCAGUGGAUAACGUUUUGCUCAGGAUGUCUAAGCUUAUCAAGGACAAGAAUUUGCAGAAUGAUUUAAAUGUUGUUUUCUUUUCUGAUCAUGGGAUGACUGAUAUUGACUGGAUGGAUAAAGUGAUCGAACUGAAAAACUGUAUCAACAUGAGUGAUGUUAUUAAAGUGAAAGACCGAGGGCCAGUUGUAAGCCUGUGGCCAGAGAAAGGCAAGGAAAAUGAGAUAUAUAACAAACUGAAAAAUGUGCCACAUAUGACAGUCUAUAGAAAAGAGGAUAUCCCUGAUAGAUUUUAUUAUAAAAAAGGAAAAUUUGUUUCUCCGUUGACACUGGUAGCUGAGGAAAGAUGGUUCAUAGUAGAGAGCAGAGAAUCACUUCCAUUUUGGGAUAAUGGCACUGGAAAACGAGAAGCUUGGCAGAAGGGAUGGCAUGGCUAUGAUAACGAAUUCAUAGAUAUGAGAGGAAUCUUUUUUGCAUAUGGACCAGAUUUCAAGUCUAACUUCAGAGCUGCACCAAUCAGAUCAGUUGAUGUGUAUAAUGUUAUGUGCAAAAUUGCCGGAAUCCCGCCACUGCCAAACAAUGGAUCCUGGUCGAGAGUGGCCUGUAUGUUGAAAGAUAAUGCCAAUUUGGCCCCGGCGUUCCAAUGGAGCAGCUCUGUGCUGGGACUUAUUCUGUUUUCAUUGUUUGUAUAACAGAUCUUGCCACACCAGUCUCAGCACAAUGUCAGUCAGUGUGUCUAGUUUUUUUCCCCCUCCUUCCAUUUCAAUGGCAGCAUUGAAAUGUAAAAUGCUGUUGGGAGAAAAUGAUAUAAAUUAAUUUCUGAAAAUCCUGGUGCCAAAUGCUUGGAGAGGUAUAAACAAACAAAAACAAGCAUGAGUAGGUUCCGAUGGGCACAUGUUGUCCAUUACCAAAGUAAGCCCUUUUCCGCCUUCUGCCAUCAGUUCCAGAAUUAAUCCCCAGGGGGCUGAAACCAGUAAUCAAGAUGUACCAACUCAAAGCAGACAGACCCACUUGCUAAUCACGUCUUUUUCUAGCAGUUUUCUGCAUUUGCAAUACAUUUAAAUUUAGAUCAGCUUUUCACAGUCAGUCACUUCCCAUGAUGUGUUAUUUCUAUGCUGUCCAUAAUUCUCUGACAGCCAAUCUGGUGGACUAAUUUGCCAGGGAUAGUGCACUUUGGAGCCAGUUGUAUGGACAGCAAUGGAAAAAUGGACUUAAAUGACACUUUAGAAGUCCUAGAGCUUGUGUCCCAGACUUUUCCUAGUAUACAUACACGGAAGGUGACAGCCUGUAACUGAUCAAUAGCACGUAGUCACUGUAUAAAGUCCACCAGAGCCUCUUGGCAACCUCUCUACAAAGACCUCCAGUAAACACCUCAGGGCUUCAUGUGGCUGCCUGUUCCAGUGGCUGAUAGGUCAGGAAAUCCCAUUUGAUGCUAAUCUGAACCUGCUUCCUUUAGUUAUUCCUUUUCUUUGUGACAACCCUUUAGAAAGAUGAAAAGUGCUUUAUCACCUUCAGUUAUUUCUUCUGUGGCCUCAGCAUAAUCAGAGAGCAUUUCAAGAGAAUUAUGGACAGCAUGCCAUUUAAUCACCAGUUGCUGAGCUCAGCUUGAGGGAGGAAGAAGAGAAGAGACCAAUGUGGUACAGUGGUGAAUGGUGGUGGCAAAUCUUCAAUAAAGAGGCCUUCAAACUUUAGGGAAUUGAUUUGGGAUGAUAAUAAUGAUCCCAAUGACUAUUGGCACUCUUGGUGCUGUAUCAAAAAAUCCUGGACAACACAGAAAAUCUGCACAUUGACAAAAUUUCCUCCUGUCAAUUACAAAAGGCCACAUUGCUUGGAUCCGCAACGUACUCUCCUGGGUACAUUUCACACAACUAUACACAUAUAAAGCCAGGCAGAAUAAUUCCAUAAUAACUGAUAAACAUUGAUGUGUGCUUUUAAAUCUCAAGUGAAUCAUUGAAUCAAUUGGAAUGGAGGAAAAGAAAAUCUUUUGUUAUCUGUCUAUUGAAUAUAGAAGGCAAUUUAGUUCUUGUUAGGCAUUUGCAGUAGUUGGAAAACAAAGAUCUAUUGUUUAAAGGUCUGCAUGCUAUAUUAAUAGAGCAGACUGUUUGAAUUCUUUGGAGCACUGUUCCCUUCCAUUUAAAAAAAAAAUCAUUCAAAACCUUCAUUAAAUUUUUUUACAAUUUUGCAAGACAGGCAAACAGAAAAAACAGACCAUACAAAGUAAUCUUCUGUAUUCUUGUGGUCAGAAAGUUUCAUUAUUUCUUUGUCUCCUCCUCACAUCAUUUUUAAACUGUUUUUAAAAACUCUUUUAAUAAUAGUUGGGUUACCGAGGUAUUAUUUUGAAGAGUGCACAUAGCACAUUUUGCUGCUAAGCAAAAUGAUUCUGAGGCAGAACUUUUCAGACGUGUUUGUAGAAAGUUACGGAUGUGUAGAAGGAUAGCUGCAUCAUUCCCCCAAAUAUGAGGUAUUCAAAUAAAAGAACUACUUGGA
Pantherophis guttatus is the source of this 3244-nucleotide messenger RNA. RefSeq names its product ectonucleotide pyrophosphatase/phosphodiesterase 6 (gene ENPP6). Gene Ontology annotation, biological process: choline metabolic process; lipid metabolic process. Gene Ontology annotation, cellular component: plasma membrane. The record is from RefSeq and is a predicted model, not a curated record. Gene Ontology annotation, molecular function: glycerophosphodiester phosphodiesterase activity. NCBI's taxonomy places the organism in Eukaryota, Metazoa, Chordata, Lepidosauria, Squamata, Colubridae.